Messenger RNA from Yamadazyma jaroonii, 735 nucleotides. The record is from the annotation of a GenBank genome assembly. NCBI's taxonomy places the organism in Eukaryota, Fungi, Ascomycota, Pichiomycetes, Serinales, Debaryomycetaceae.
AUGUCUUCUGUGAUACCAAGUGUUACGAGUUUUGAAGUCUCUCAUGUGGGAAACAGUGCAUUAUCCUCUUCAAAGUCUGAAGUAGCUUUAGUUGCAAGAUCAAUUAACCCAAAAAAGCUAAUUGGAAAGUUGUACGUCAAGAACAAAAAAAUGAUUAAAGAACUCAAGACCAUUAUCAAAUGUUUAGAGAGUAUUGAAAGAAUCAAGGAAUCAAAAGAGCACAAGGUUCAAGAAUUCGGAGAGGAGGGAGAAGAGGAUUUACAGAAAAGAGGUAAUUUGGAUGUCAUUGUUGAAGGUUUAUUGACUAAAGUCUUUGUGAGUUUGAAAAGCUCCCAAUUGAUCAACCCUAUUCUCAGAUUUUCUUUAACUGACGAUCAGGUCAGACAAGGAAUAAUUGAUAUGACCAUUCAAUUGUUACAGGCAAAUGUGAUUCCAUGGGAAGAAAUCUUCAAUGCUUUGAAAAAUAGUGGAUUGGCAGUGGAUGUCAUAAAAUUCUUGUUAACUGACCCUGAAUCCAGAUCGGGAACGGUAAGUUUAGUAUUGGAAUUAUUACCAAAAUUAUUGGAACAAGGAAUUAUCUCUUUUAAAGAUGUUUUAGAAAGGAUUAUUCCAUACAUUCCCGGAAAUGUUGAUGGUUUACCUCAGUUUAAAUUCCCAAACAUCACAUUUCCAUUCUCUAUUCAAGAACCAGGAUUCAACGCAACUUUUGAUAGUGGAUCAAGAUCUUUAUUAUGA